Molecule: messenger RNA, 987 nt
Organism: Zymoseptoria tritici IPO323
Lineage: Eukaryota; Fungi; Ascomycota; Dothideomycetes; Mycosphaerellales; Mycosphaerellaceae
Exons: 1
Coding region: 1-987 (328 amino acids)
Biological process (GO): double-strand break repair via homologous recombination; DNA strand invasion
Cellular component (GO): centrosome; Rad51B-Rad51C-Rad51D-XRCC2 complex; replication fork
Molecular function (GO): four-way junction DNA binding
Source: RefSeq, a predicted model, not a curated record
AUGCUCAAGAACAUGAGCGAAUUUCGGCAGUCCAAUAUGCCGCCAGUGUUGGAGCUCAUAUCACUGGUCUCAGGAGGCGGCAAGACACACCUCCUCUACCAUCUCACAGCGAUUGCAAUCAUACCCAAGGCUCGAGGUGGGAGACAGUCCGCCGUGGUGAUCAUCGACACAGACGGUAGGUUCUCCGUUCCUCGUCUCGCAGAACAAGUCCAACUUCUCCUCGCCCAACACUCUGCCCAAAAUCCCGCCAAUGCUUCUCCAUCACCUCCCUCUGAUAUGGAAGAGACCAUCCACGCCGCGCUGCGACACGUCCACAUCUUCCAUCCGCAUUCCCUUGCCUCCACGACCGCCACGCUCCGUUCUCUCCCAACCUACCUCUUCAACCCUACAGCCCACCACUCCUUCGACCGCGCCGUCGCCUUCAUCGCUCUCGACUCCGCCUCAGCAUUCUACUGGCAAUACCGCUCGGAAGCCGACGACGCCGCACUGGUCCCGCCCUCGGGUAUCGCGGGCAGUAACAAAUCAGCACGAGCCUACACCGAUCUGCUGUCCGCUUUCAGGCACUCCUCCAAAGUCCUGAAUGCACCUUUAAUCCUCACGAAUCGACACCUCGGUGCCCUGAAAGAUCCCAACUCCAUGGGUCCUUCUUCUCGGUCCUUUCGUCCAUCGCUGCCUCCUCCCUGGCCGAAUGCGCCGACGUUGAGAUUGGUCGUACAUCGUGCUGCGGUGCGGAAAUUGCCUGUGCAGAUUAGUGUGGAGGAAGCGAAGAGGGAAAGCGAGACGAGACAACAGGUGGUGCGGGAAGGGAAGUUUGAGUGUUUUGUUGAUGAGUUCGGGGUGGAGGAGAGAGUGCUACAGAGGCUGAGGGUAGAUGGAGCGGGAUUUGACUUCAGGAUCACAGCAGAGGGAGUCGUUUUGCGGAGUGAAGUUGCGCGGGCGGAUGCAGACGCGGACUUGUCCCACGAGACAGAAGCUGCGAAAGACUGA